Racocetra persica is the source of this 291-nucleotide messenger RNA. The record is from the annotation of a GenBank genome assembly. Lineage: Eukaryota; Fungi; Glomeromycota; Glomeromycetes; Diversisporales; Gigasporaceae.
AUGCCAAAAGUAAAAACAAAACUUUCAUCCUCAACAAGUGCAGAUAUUAAAGUUUCUGCGGGUCAAGCAAAUUCAAAUUUAUUAUUAAACCCAAAUCCAAGAAAGGAUCAAUCUCCUUCAACUAUCACGAUGAAUUCUGCUGUUACUAAUAAUCAAGUUGAUAUCCUAUUGCAAGAUUUAGGAGCCGAGCCACUUUUCGCUGCAGUUCAAGAUCAACAAUCAAAGAAUUCAUUCUCAAAUGUGUCGGUUCAACAUGCUCCUGUUAAGCAAGAGUCAAUGGAAGCAAGAGAU